GUGCAAAAGAAGGAUGGAAGGCGUUAUCAAGCUGUUUAAAGAAACGACUUUGCUUAACCCCAAAGGCAUCUACAUCCCGAACUGCGACCGCAAGGGCUUUUACAAAAGAAAGCAGUGCAACCCGUCGAAGGGCCGCAAGCGAGGCCUCUGCUGGUGCGUCGACCGCUACGGUGCCCACAUCCCGGGCUCGGAGCACGUGGGCGGCAGCCAGAAAUGCCUGGGCGUCGUCGAGAGGGACUGA
Messenger RNA from Lethenteron reissneri (Far Eastern brook lamprey), 241 nucleotides. Its product is annotated as insulin-like growth factor-binding protein 5. The record is from RefSeq and is a predicted model, not a curated record. Gene Ontology annotation, biological process: regulation of insulin-like growth factor receptor signaling pathway. NCBI's taxonomy places the organism in Eukaryota, Metazoa, Chordata, Hyperoartia, Petromyzontiformes, Petromyzontidae. Gene Ontology annotation, molecular function: insulin-like growth factor II binding; insulin-like growth factor I binding.